Molecule: messenger RNA, 2780 nt
Organism: Quercus robur (English oak)
Lineage: Eukaryota; Viridiplantae; Streptophyta; Magnoliopsida; Fagales; Fagaceae
Exons: 3
Coding region: 522-2546 (674 amino acids)
Source: RefSeq, a predicted model, not a curated record
CUCAUUGUUGAAGAUAGAGUACUACUUAGCAUUUAGCAUUAGCAACACCACAACCCCAUUUCUGUGUCACACACCAACACAACACAAAACAAACACUUUGCUUUGCUUUUCUUUCCCUCUUAAGAUUUCUGAAAAAAAAUAGGAAAAGAAAAAUAAAGCAAACGAGUGGUACUUGUACACUCUAAAGCCUUCCAUUUCAAUCUAUCCCAUCUACAUUCCAUUCUUUUUUUGACAGUUCUUAAAUUCUUACCCAACUUUCUAGGUGCCUUAUUAGAUCUUUAAAGACUGCCAGAUGUUCCACACUCAGAAUCUUUGACAGCCACUUUUGUUUGCUAAACUCAAGGCCAAUAGUCCCAAACUUAACAAAAAUACAACAGCAAAAAAAAAGUUCACAGUCAAUGUAAACCCACCCCAUGAUGAAACUUUAAUACCAACCCCAAAAUCUUGCAAAAUCUUGAAAAUCCCAGAAUUGGGUCUUCAAGAUUCAGUGAGAAUUCUACAAAAUAAUAAUAAUAAUAGUAAUGUCUUGUCAAAGCCACAACUUGGAGGGAAAGACAGUGACUGCGGAGUCAGCUGAGAGGGUGUGCAAGAUCAGAAAGCGAGGCUGCUCAUCUUCUUCCUCGUCUUCUUUGGUCCGUAGGUACAGAUUCAAGCGAGCAAUUCUGGUUGGAAAGCGUGGCGGGUCUAGCACGCCGUUCCCUACGUGGAAAACAAGCGCGAGAUCACCUUCAUUGGCCAUGGAAAACGCUGAAUUUCCAAAGGUUCCAACUACUUCUUCUAAAGGUAAGCAAGUGUCACUGUCUGCACGGAAACUCGCUGCUACUUUAUGGGAAAUCAACGAGGUUCCUUCAGCUUCACUCCAAGUGGUUAAGAAUAAGAAUCAUAUUAAUAGUAAUGUUGAGAAGCAAUUUACAAGCAGAGAGACAGUGCCUAAAUUGUCCUACCCUUUCUCAGAUCCGUGUCAUAGUUCUAUCUCAAACUCAGAGCCAGAGUUUUUCAUUUUUGGUAAAAUUGUGCAGAGGUUGGAGCGAUCUGGAGGUGGUGGUAGCAAUCAGAAAAGAACAUCAUCCAUAUCUCAGAGGCUUCAGUUGAGUGAUUAUUGCUUGGGAGGGUUGGAUUCCUUUAGCAAUGCUAGUUUGAUGGAGAUAGAAAGUCAUUCUCUUGGCAGGACUCAUGGAAUCAAGACCCGUUUAAAGGAGGUCAGCAAUGUUCUAACCACAUCUAAGGAGCUUGUAAAAGUUUUGAGUCAUGUUUGGGGCAUUCAAGAGCAGAAUUCAUCGAGCAUGUCUGUUCUCUCAGCCCUACACGCUGAGCUUGAUCAAGCACGCAACCAGGUGGACCAAUUGAUCCGGGAACAAAGGUCUAAUCGCAAUGAGAUUGAGCAUAUCAUGAGACAUUUUGCAGAAGAAAAAGCAUCGUGGAAAAUAAAGGAGCGAGAGAAGAUUCACAAUGCCUUAGCAUGCAUGGCAGAAGAACUUGAGGUAGAGAAGAAGCUUAGAAGACAGACAGAGAGAUUGAAUAAGAAGCUUGGUAAAGAACUUGCAAAUACAAAGUCAUCACUGUCAAAAGCAACGAAAGAGCUCGAGAGGGAGACGCGUGCAAAAGAGAUUUUGGAGCAAAUUUGUAAUGAGUUAGCCAGAGGUAUUGGAGAAGACAGGGCCCAAGUAGAAGAACUAAAGAGAGAAUCUGUAAAAGUUCGGGAAGAAGUGGAAAAGGAAAGAGAAAUGCUUCAGCUGGCUGAUAUCUUGCGUGAAGAGAGAGUGCAGAUGAAGCUCUCAGAAGCAAAGUAUCAUUUUGAGGAGAAGAAUGCAGCUGUGGAAAAGCUGAGAAAUGAACUUGAGGCCUAUUUGAGAACUAAUGUAUGUAAAGAAAAUGGUGAUGGUUCUCCAAAGUUUGAAAAGAUCAAGGAGCUUGAGGCUUACUUGAAGAAGAUCAAUUUUGGAUCAUCUCAAAUUGUAGAGAAAGAACACGAUGAAGGGGAAGUUGCGGAUGGAGAAGAGUGUGAAGGAGAUGACUCAGCUGACAGUGAUCUUCAUUCCAUUGAAUUGAACAUGGACAAUGACAAUAAGUCUUACAAGUGGAGUUAUGCUGGUGGAGAUGAUGCUCAAAAUGAUUCAAAAAGGGUAAUUGAUAAUGAAUUCAAAGGGAGGAAGUCUAUUUCUGAGAAAAUUCAGUGGGGAAGCAUUUGCUUAAACAGGGGAACUUCCAAUGGUAGGAAAUUGGACUUGGGGCGAAAAAGUAGAGACAAUUCAGAUGGGUUUGAUCAGGAGAGAUUAUCGGAGUUACUUUCACAAGCUCAAACACAAGAUCAUGACGACGAAAUAAAGAGAUACAGAUCUGUUAAGGAUCUUAGAGAUCACAUUUUAUCUGGUUCAAAAAUAGCUUUGGUGCAAAGCUUUGCCACUCCAACCUGGCAGUGGGACCAAUCCUUGCCUUUGCAAGGUUCUGACAAAGAAGCUUGGGAGACUUCAAUGGUGUUUCAGGGAGAUGAUUCAAAGCCUAAGCUAGAAGUAACAAGAGGUGAAUGUCAAAGAAAAAGUAACUGAAGACUAUGAAUAUUUUUUUUUCCUUUAUUUUCUUCCCACUGACCUAUGCAUUGCUUGCACAGUUGCAUGUUCUCAAACGUGUUCAAAGUUUUCAUAUGUCUUAAUUUGUGUCAUUGAAUUGCCAAUAGAUAGAAAGCAAAAAUGUAGAUAGAAUCUCAUAGAUGUUUUAUGUACCAGGUAAAAUUUAUCUGUAAAAAGCCUGCUAUAUGCCAAGAGUACCUUAGUUUUGCAGUA